Messenger RNA from Raphanus sativus (radish), 588 nucleotides. RefSeq names its product 60S ribosomal protein L37-2. Gene Ontology annotation, cellular component: ribosome; cytosolic large ribosomal subunit. Gene Ontology annotation, molecular function: RNA binding; structural constituent of ribosome. The record is from RefSeq and is a predicted model, not a curated record. The transcript has 4 exons. NCBI's taxonomy places the organism in Eukaryota, Viridiplantae, Streptophyta, Magnoliopsida, Brassicales, Brassicaceae. Gene Ontology annotation, biological process: translation. The coding region runs from base 148 to 432 and encodes 94 amino acids.
GAAAUUACAAUUGCAAUGAGGCCCAUUUACGUCAAAAUAGAAAGAGGCCCAUUUACGUCACAUGAACCCUAGAAUCCUCAAUAAUCCAACCUUCAUAUAAAUGGGUUAUCACAAAACCUGAACUGGAAUCCUAGGGUUUCUGCAACAAUGACGAAGGGAACAGGGAGUUUCGGUAAGAGGAGGAACAAGAGUCAUACUCUCUGUGUGAGAUGCGGUCGUCGUAGCUUUCACAUCCAGAAGAGUCGCUGCUCCGCCUGCGCUUACCCUGCCGCUCGCAAGAGGACAUACAACUGGAGUGUGAAGGCGAUCAGGAGGAAGACUACCGGUACCGGUAGGAUGAGAUAUCUCAAAAAUGUUCCUCGCCGGUUCAAGACUGGUUUCAGAGAAGGUACUGAAGCCAAGCCAAGGAACAAGGUGGCUUCAUCAGCCUAAGAAGUAAAACUUAGCACUUUUGGAUCUAUGUUAGUUUGAGAUUGCUGGUCCUUGGAUAAAUCUGAAUACAAUCAUCAUGUUUUAUGGGGUUUGAUUCCAUUUGCUUAUAAAAGUUUUGAACCUGGUUGAAAUAUCAUCUUGCAUUUUUAACAAGCA